Acanthosepion pharaonis is the source of this 1509-nucleotide messenger RNA. Lineage: Eukaryota; Metazoa; Mollusca; Cephalopoda; Sepiida; Sepiidae. The record is from the annotation of a GenBank genome assembly.
AUGUUUGGUGGGCUGCACAUUGAGAUGACAGCACUGAAGUCUAUUGGAUCGAUGCGAGCAGACUGUGGAAGGACAAAUGCAUUUGCUGAAGUUGAUGUAGCCUCUUCCGGUACUGCAGAUUCAUUCCUGUCGGCAACCAAUGUCACUAAAACACGUCAAGCACAUCAGGUCACAGAAUGCAGUUUGUUUCAGCUCCUGAAGAAAGUCUACAGUUCGUACCUUGCCGAACAUUCUGAUGGCGAUGAGGAAGCCUCUAGCUUUGUGGAAUGGUGGGAUAGUCGAAAGAAGGAGAGUGCACAGUUCGCAUUUUGGUUCUCUAUCCUAAACAUGGAAUUGACAAUCUUAACACUGGUGCGAGCAUUUAGAGAAGGGAAUUUCAAUCUGUAUCGAGAAUCACUGUCGGAACUGAUACCCUACCUCUUUGCCAACAACAAUGCCAACUAUGCAAGAUGGCUUCCUAUUCAUCUGCGUGAUAUGAUAUCAUUAGAGAAGCAGUACUCCGAGGUCGCCAGAGAAUUCCACAAUGGGAAUUUCGUGGUUCAUAAAACUGACAGGAAGUUCUCCGCAAUGGCAAUCGACCAAGCCCAUGAACAAAACAAUGCCGUCAUCAAAGGGGAUGGUGGAGCUGUUGGUCUGACAGAGGAUCCAUCAGCUCUUCGGAGGUGGAUGGUGGCUGGUCCAGAAAUUAGCAAAUUCGUUGCUGACUAUGAAGCCGUAUCAGGAAGCAAAGAGGCGAAGAAAGGAAGUCAUCACCAUGAGCAGUCGCCAACUGCUCAGACGGCAUUCUUUGAAAAGGUUCAGCGGCUUACAAGUGUGAUAGAAGAAAUGGGCAAUCCAUUUUCGGAGGAGUCCACUGAUCUACUGUCGCUUGACACAAAGGACAUUGCUGAUCCUAUAGCAACGCUGCUCGUUGCAUCUCAUCUGGAGGAAGGGAAAGAGCAAUUCCAAACCUUCCAUAAACAUAAAGUCAGUCAGCAUUUCUAUCAGCCAAUUAAACGGAAUAAUAAAGACUUCUUCAAAACAAGCACAGAUCCAACAGAAAAAUCAGAGACACAGCUACUAAAGGAGGAUUGUCAACUGUUCUCCCGCCUUUUCAUCUCCUGCCAAAGCAGAGGGUGUGAUUUACCAGAGUUUUUCAAACAUGAGAACCAAUCUUUCCCUCCGCCACUCAGCAAGCGAGGCAAACUACAUGUUGCUACCAAGUCUGAUCUCGUGGACGUCCUGCAAACCAAGGUGGAGCUUCCAGACACGAAGCCAGAAACUGACGUACUGAUAGUAGAUGGUGCAUUUCUAGUCAAUACAGUAACGCCGAGGACACCGAAGACGUUUGAAGAAUAUGCCAGACAGGAUAUUCUUCCUAAGGUGCAAUACUACAGUAACAAUUACAAGAGGACAUAUAUCAUUUUUGAUGUCUAUCACGAGUCUAGUCUGAAGUUUGAAGCACGAUCAAAACGCGGGAAAGCUAUCAGGAGGAGAGUAACGGCAAAGAGCAAAACACCGACUAAUUAG